AUGGAGCAUGAAUGUGAGCAACAACAUUUCACGCCCUUAGUUUUUACCUCUCACUCGGGAAAAGUAUUCCAGGUGGAAAUUGAUGAUAUUGCACAAUUGUCGCCGAAGCACGGCAGAUCCAACAGUGUGGUAUCAAUCAUUGAGUUGAGAACUUCAUCUCCAUCUCCAAAAUUAUCUGCCCUAGGAGGUUUUGAUGGCCAUGGAUCCGAGACUCCACAACUUUCAAAAGCCCUGCCUUCACACCAGCGGAAACGUUCCUCGUGCGGAGGCUCUCCUCUUAUUUCCUUCACGACUUCUACACAGUCGUGUGAGAAAAUGGGAAAUUCGGGCAUAAAAUCAUCGUCAUCUCGCAAGAAGCAACCGGAAAAUUCGUUGUGUGAUGAUUUCCAGGAGGGUGAGGAGUUCGAUGUUUGCAAAGCUUAUAUGGUUUACAAUGAAUAUGGCGAACUGGUUGAUGCUCAUAGCCAUCUUCAAACCAAAAACACCCAAGACUUGUCAGUCACAGAAAUAUUGAGAUUGAUCAAAAGAGCAUACCACCAUGAUUUCAGAUCGAGAAUGAACGAUAUCGAACAGAUCAAGGGCCAAAGCUCACUGAGCUCAGAAAAGGGCAACUUAACAUCUGAGGAAAAAUUGUCAUAUUGGGAAUACAACCCGAGCUCAUCGACGAAGACUACACCGGUCAGUGGGGAGCUGCAGUCUCGGUCUGUUCCUGUUUACCAAGGUCCUCCUCGGGUUUUGGAGAUUGGGUGUAGCGAUGGGAGUUGGUGUUUCAAAGUUAAGGAAGACCAACCAGAUUGGACUGUGGAGGGAAUUGAUGAGACAGACCACUGGUCUUGUGUGCAAAGAGACAUUCAACUUAAGGAUUUUAUUGUUCCGACUCCCGAAAUGGACAUGUCCGAUUAUUUCAGCCGUGUCAAUUCUUCACAAACCCAAACCGCCCCUGCCUUUAAUGUUCGAAACCUCAAUUGUCUACUGGUGCACGCAGAUCCUAUUCCACAUAAUCUAUACUCCUUUAUCCGUGGAAGAGAUGUCUUCGACAGAGUUGAGAGUUACAAGAGCUUUUUGGAUGAUGUUCGCUUAAUUCUACAACCUGGUGGAGUUGUGGAAUUUUUGGAAGUUGACCCUAGACCGAGAUCAAAAUUGGCAGGUCAUACUACUGUGAAUCGUGAGGAAUAUCACCAGAGCGUACCCCAAACUGACUGGACUGAUAAUAUUGCCGAUCGCCUCAAGCGACCAUCUUACGAUAGUGAACUUGCAGAUACAGUUCCCGGUUGGAUGGAAAGAGUCAUGGAACGCCAUAAAGCAAUAUUGCGUCCACGUGAUGGAAUUCCUGCCGUCAAUCUGAAGUCUUGGCUAGAAGGGGCAGGAUUCUGGGAUGUCAAAGAGAUUGUUCAUCGACUACCUGUAGGAGGAUCUGCAACUACCGGUCAGCGUCUGAAGGACUUCAUCCUAUACCAGAUUGAGCUCGAGAAUGACAUACCUCAGCUUCGUGAGAGGUUGUUACCUGUUGAGAUUGAGGAGAUUGAGAGUGGCAAUCACUACCUCACCUUGCACAUCGUAACGGCACGUAAGCCGCGCUGCCCCGAGCUGGCGACCUUCUCAUGA
Molecule: messenger RNA, 1605 nt
Organism: Botrytis fragariae
Lineage: Eukaryota; Fungi; Ascomycota; Leotiomycetes; Helotiales; Sclerotiniaceae
Exons: 8
Coding region: 1-1605 (534 amino acids)
Source: RefSeq, a predicted model, not a curated record